GUGUGUGUGCAAAAUUAAUCUGUAGCUCACUUGGCAAUUAGCACAUUAAUUGCAAAACUGUGCCAUUUAAAGGAAGCUCAUGUUUGUCUGGCAACAUUGCAAAUCUUCUCAGAGCUACAAAUCUCACAGUCAGAGUGAUGGAGACGAACGAGACUUGCACGGACAUUAAUUCUCACGUGGAAAAAUAUUACCUCACAACAAUGUACUCCAUUGUGUUCAUUGUGGGACUCAUAGGGAAUCUGACUGUGAUAAGUGGUUAUGUCUUCUGCUUAAAGAAAUGGAAGUGCAGUAACAUCUAUCUCUUCUCCCUCUCUGUCACAGAUCUUUUUUUUAUUUGCACUCUUCCAAUGUUUGUAAUCCAGUACGCAAAUGACAGUGAAUGGUUCUACGGUGACAUAUGGUGUAAGUUUAAUCGGUACUUCCUCAACUGUAACCUCUACUUGAGUGUCCUCUACCUGACCUGCAUCAGUAUUGAUCGAUAUCUGCUGGUGAGAAACCCAACAAAUCUCUAUCGGUUCCAGGAAAAGCAAACCGCUAUCAUUAUCUGUUUUCUCUUGUGGAUCUUUGUCACGGUAGAGCUGGUGCCUAUGUUCACCUUCAUUGGACCCAAGAACAUCACGGACAAUGAUGAUCUGGCUGUAGUAUGUGUUGACUAUGCCAGUUCGGGGAAUGCCGGAGACAGCCUGGUUUACAGUAUGUUCCUCACCAUUGUUGAUUUCAUCAUCCCACUCUGCAUUAUGGGGUAUUGCUCCACUAAAACAGCAAAGUGCUUAAGGGAGAUCAGAGCACAGAGACGCAGCACAAUUAAGCUUGAGAAGCCCCAUCGCCUUGUGAUAUUGGCAGUAGUCAUUUUCUUGGGGCUCUUCACUCCUUAUCAUGUCAUGCGCAAUAUCCGCAUUGCCUCUAGAUUGGGGAAGAAGACAUGCACCUACAGGGGGAUAAAAGCUGGCUAUGCCAUCACAAGGCCUAUUGCCUACCUCAGCGCUGCUAUUAAUCCCAUUUUCUACUUCAUGCUGGGUGACCGAUUCAGAGAGACCCUCCUCAGCAAAUUGCCAUUCAUUGGCCAAAGGCUGACGUCAGAGACAUCAAGCAGGGAUAAAUACUGAGUUAAGAGCAUGACGCCAACUAAUGAAGAGCCAUUUUAUUCUCAGCCUUCUGUUUCUUCUGGAGCGCAGCUGAAUCAUAAUUGCAGUGGUUUGAACGACAGCAGUUUGAGUCACAUAUUUUCUUUAGCUUGAGUUGAACUUUCUUGAAAUUCUCACUUGUAUCGAAAAGAGUUGUUUGGGAAGCUUUAACCUGUUGUUGCUAUAUUCCCAAAUUGAAGAUUGGUAGUACCAGCUUUAGAGAUCCAGAAUUAGCCAUUGGUUAACCAUUACUCUUGGAUUAUUCUCUCUGCACUGACGAAAGCAAGGUCCCGGAGUCUGGGUCCUGGAUCCAUUAGUCAGAGCUGGGACGUCAGUAACACAUUAUUGAGAGGUGAUGGUCUUGUUGUAUUGUGGUUAGAUUAUUAAUUCAGAGACCCGGGUAAUGCUUUUGGAACCUGGUUCAAAUCUUGCCAUGGUAGAUGGUGGAAUUUGAAUUCAAUAAAAAAUCUGGAAUUAAAAGUCUGAUAAUGACAGUGAAGCCAUGGCUGAUAGCCAGAAAGACCCAUCCCUGUAAUUUAGGGAAGAGAAUCUCCUAAGUUAUUCUGUCCUACACAUCGCUCCAGACCUACAGCAAUUAGUUCUUAACUUCCCUGUGAAACGGGCUUGCAAGUCAUUCUGUUGUCAAUCCACCACCACCUUAUCAUGGACAACCAUGGAUGGGCAAUAAAUAUUGGCCCAGCCAGUGAGCCAAGCAAAACAAAAAAGACAUCGCUGCGAGUAAGAACAGCCUUGGAGUUGGGAUUGUUUGUAGGUCUGGAUGAGGUUGCAGGACAGAGAUGAGCAGCAUCCUGGAGGGAUCUGAAAACAAGAUGAGAAUUUUGAAUCAGGACAUUGGCAGAUUGCAGGUUAACAUAACAAUUUCAGGAUUAGGGAAUGAGUGGGACUCGAUAUGUGUAUGGACAGCACCAUUUCAUUGAGCUCUGGUUUACGCUUUCCAUUAUCCAACAGCUAAGAGAUAUUGCAACAUGGGAACGAGCACUCACACAAAAGCAAAAUACUGUGGAUGCUGGAAAUUUGAAAUGAAAACAGAAAUUGCUGGAGAAGCUCAGAGGGACUGACAGCAUCUGUAGACAGAGAAGCAGAAAGGAUAUUCUUUCACUAGAGAAGGUUUGAAAGAAGUUUACCAGGAUGUUGCCAGGUAGAGAAGGUUUGAGUUAUAAAGAAAGGUUGGAUAGACUGAGAUUAUUUUUGCUGGAGUGCAGGAAGUUGAGAGGUGACCUUAUAGAGGUUUAUAAAAUCAUGAAGGGCAUGGAUAGGGUUGCUGGUAGUUGUUUAUUCCCCAGGUUGGGGGAACUUUAAGACUGGGCGGCAUAUUUUUAAGGUGAGAGGAGAGAGAUUUACAAAGACAUGAGGGGCAAAUUCUUAACAGAGGGUGGUUUGUGUGUAGAAUGAACUUCCAGAGAAAAUGAUGGAUGCAGGCACACUUACAACACUUAAAAGACACUUAGGCCAGUACAUGAAUUGAAAAGAUUUGGGGGGAUAUGGUCCUGAAGCAGGCAGGUGAGAUUAGUUUAGUUUGUGAUUAUGUUCAGUGUGGACAGAUUGGAAUGAAGGGUCUGUUUCCAUGCUGUAUGAACUUAUGACUCUGACUAGUCUGGAAGAGAGUCAUAGCGGACUCAAAAUACAACUCUCCACAGCAUUUGCCAAAUCUGUUAAGUCUCUCCAGCAUGUUCUCUUUUUAUUUGGAAGCAAAUACUGUUCAUUCAUUGCACUUUCCUGUCUUCACCUCAACAUAACAUUCCAAAAAUAUGGAAGUCUGAGGGCAAUACCUAAUGGUAAGAAUUUCUCACUGAAAUUGUCACUCAACCAGAUUGAAAUACCCUGAUGAGGAAUGAAGGAACGAAUAUUUAAGUCUCUCGACUGUACUCAGUUCCCUAUCCUAACCCAGAUUUUGAUCAGCACCUGUCCAUCAAACAAAAGUAUGUCUCACAGUUUUCACUAUAAAUAAAGAAACAAGGGUGAAGUCAAGUCCCAUCCUGAAAAACCAACAGCUGAGUUAAAGAGCUUGGAAGGCAAAACAGGGAUGAUCAGGAAAAUAUCUUUGCUGAAGGAGAGCAAUAGAAACAGAAAUUGCUGGAAAAGCACAGCAGAUUUGGCAGCAUCUGUGGAGUAAAAGCAGAGUUGACUUUCCUUUUCCAAUGAACCUUCCUCAGAAUACUAGCAGGCUGAGUCAGGCCUGAGGAGUGGUCAAUUGACCCGAAAUGUUAACUGAUUUCUCUUCACAGCUGCUGCCAGACCUGUUGAGCUUUUCCAGCAAUUUCUGGUUUUGUUUCUGGUUUCUAGCAUCUGCCGUUCUUUUGGUUCUGAAGGAGAGCAACAUGUUUGUGAGAAGUGAGGAAAUGUUCUCUGUGGACUUAGGAAAGAAAGAAUCGAUAGGACACAAUGUAAUGAAGAUUGAUUUGGACAGUAAGAAAGAGGAAGAGGAAAAGAACGUGCAGAAUGGUUCAAGGAAGGCUUAUAUUGGCCGAAUCAGCAACUGAUAAAAU
This is a messenger RNA of Chiloscyllium plagiosum (whitespotted bambooshark), 3631 nucleotides long. RefSeq names its product succinate receptor 1-like. Gene Ontology annotation, cellular component: plasma membrane. Lineage: Eukaryota; Metazoa; Chordata; Chondrichthyes; Orectolobiformes; Hemiscylliidae. The record is from RefSeq and is a predicted model, not a curated record. Gene Ontology annotation, molecular function: G protein-coupled receptor activity. Gene Ontology annotation, biological process: G protein-coupled receptor signaling pathway.